AUGAGAUUUUACAUUGGUACCCCUCCCGUGGAAAUGUUUGCCACUGCAGACACAGGGAGUGAUCUCAUUUGGAUGCAAUGUUCCCCUUGUAAGAAAUGUUCACCCCAAAACACCCCUUUGUUUGAACCAAGAAAGUUUUCAACGUUCAGAACCGUGUCUUGUGACUCACAACCUCGCACACUACUCUCCCAAUCCCAACGUACUUGCACAAAAUCAGGUGAGUGCCAGUACUCUUAUGCAUAUGGUGACAAGACAUUCACCGUUGGAACAUUGGGUGUUGAUAAAAUUAAUUUUGGUUCAAAGGGUGUUGUUCAAUUUCCCAAAUUCACUGUUGGGUGUGCAUAUUACAAUCAGGAUACCCCAAAUUCAAAGGGUCUUGGAGAAGGACCAUUAUCCCUAGUUUCACAACUAGGUGAUCAAAUAGGUUACAAAUUUUCCUAUUGUUUGAUCCCCUACGGUUUAAACUACACUAGCAAAUUGAAAUUUGGGGACAUAGCAUUAGCAACGAUAAAAGGAAAAAGGGUUGUGUCCACACCCCUCAUACUCAAAUCUUCUGAACCAAGUUUUUACUAUGUCAAUUUUGAAGGCAUCAGCAUUGGAAAAAGGAAGGUGGAGAUGAGUAAAAGUGAAAGUGAUGGCAACAUGUUCAUUGGUUCAGGGGCCACGUACACGAUGUUGCAGCAAGAUUUUUACAAUAAGUUUGUGACUUUGGUGAAGGAAGUCGCUGGUGCUGAGGUGGAGAAAAAUCCUCCAGCACCAUUCGAUUUUUGUUUAAGAGAUAAGGGUACUAAGCACCUUUGGUUCAAGGAUAGCAGUGAUGACGACGACGAUGGUGUGCCUGAUGUUGUGUUUCAUUUUACGGGUGCUGAGGUUCGACUGGAUUUUUUUACUCACAUGUUUUCAUUGGUCAAUGACAACUUGUAUUGCAUGUUGGUACACCCCAGCAACGGAGAUGGAUUUAACAUCUUCGGGAAUGUGCAACAAAUGGGAUUUCAGGUGGAGUAUGAUCUUAGAGGGGGAAAGGUUUCGUUUGCUCCUGCUGAUUGUGCCAAACAUUAG
Molecule: messenger RNA, 1059 nt
Organism: Glycine soja
Lineage: Eukaryota; Viridiplantae; Streptophyta; Magnoliopsida; Fabales; Fabaceae
Product: aspartic proteinase CDR1-like
Exons: 1
Coding region: 1-1059 (352 amino acids)
Cellular component (GO): extracellular region
Source: RefSeq, a predicted model, not a curated record